This is a messenger RNA of Toxoplasma gondii ME49, 2123 nucleotides long. RefSeq names its product proteasome regulatory subunit. The record is from RefSeq and is a predicted model, not a curated record. Gene Ontology annotation, biological process: proteasome-mediated ubiquitin-dependent protein catabolic process; protein deubiquitination. The transcript has 6 exons. Lineage: Eukaryota; Apicomplexa; Conoidasida; Eucoccidiorida; Sarcocystidae. Gene Ontology annotation, molecular function: metallopeptidase activity; protein binding; proteasome binding. Bases 709 to 1653 code for a protein of 314 amino acids. Gene Ontology annotation, cellular component: proteasome regulatory particle, lid subcomplex.
GAUGGAAAUUCACCGGCGUUGCGCUACUGUGUGGGGAAAUCGGGAAAAGAACAAGUUUCUUGAGGACUUGAAGCGGUUUUGGCGGGUGGCAAACGGCUCGUCACGUCUGCCAUUCCUGUCAGCUGUGCUUUGUGUAGACACACUGCUGCACGUGCAGGCAAUCCACUUUUUUUCUUCUGAGCCUUCUCGUUUUUCCCUACUUUUUCUCCUAGUCCUCCGCUGUGCUGACGGCGCUUUUCUUUCCUGUGCUUCUUCGACGUCAGUUGGCGUUGUCUUUUCCGCAAACGCAGGAGACUCUGCAGCGCCUGUAGCGUCGCGUUUGUGUGUACACCCCGGUAAUCCUGUUUUUUCCACAGUUAUUUGCGUCCAUUUGCAACCUCCGGUCGGGUUUCCCCUCGUCUUGGUCAUCGAAGUAAGCCACUUUCUUCCAUGCUCGUGCUUUAGGUGGGCCGUGACUUUUCCUUGCUCUUUGCAAAGUCGUCUUUCUGCGGUUCCCGGGGAAGGAGUGGUGUCUCUGCCGUGCUGCCAUUUGCGCCGACUCUCCCCGUGGCAAUUUUGUCGGCUGUCCUGCAGUAGUGUGCCGUUCUCUGUGGAUAAAGUGGAAGUUGAUUGGUAUCCCUUUUGUCUCUUCGGCACGCUUGCCGCGAAUUUGCAUCUUACCUGACACACUGGCAGCUCUCGCUGUGCUCUUCCAUAAGACGAAGCAAAAUGGCGGGCCUGCCUUCGAACCUUCGUGGACUCCUUCAGCAGUUUGGGGGAAUGGGAGUUGGUCCCCCUAACCGCGACCAACCGAUGGCCGAUACCUCCGAGCAGGUGUACAUUUCGUCCCUCGCACUGUUGAAGAUGCUCAAGCAUGGACGGGCAGGAGUACCUAUGGAAGUUAUGGGUCUGAUGCUCGGGGAGUUCAUUGACGAUUACACUGUCCGAGUCGUCGACGUCUUUUCCAUGCCACAAUCAGGCAACAGUGUCAGUGUCGAGGCGGUGGACCCGGUCUACCAGACGGAGAUGCUGGAGCAGUUAAAAAGGACAGGACGUCCCGAGAUGGUCGUCGGCUGGUACCAUUCCCACCCGGGCUUCGGGUGUUGGUUCUCAGGGACGGAUGUAAACACUCAGCAGAGUUUCGAGCAGCUGAACCCGAGAGCCGUGGGUGUCGUCGUGGACCCGAUCCAGUCGGUCAAAGGCAAAGUUGUCAUUGACUGUUUCCGUCUCAUUAAUCCGCAUCUUCUCAUGCUUGGUCAAGAGCUGCGCCAGACAACCAGCAACAUUGGCCACCUUCAGCGCCCGACCAUCUCAGCGCUUGUUCACGGUCUGAACCGGAACUACUACGCCAUUGUGAUCAACUACAGGAAAAAUGAGCUGGAGAACCAGAUGCUUUUGAAUCUCCAUAGGAAUAAAUGGAACGACGCUCUUAAGCUUAAGCCAUUCGACGAAAUGGCCGCAGAGAGUGCGGCGUGCACCAAAUCGAUGAAAGAAUUGUCGGAGCAGUACAACAAAAUGGUUCAAGAAGAAAUCAAAAAGACGCCUGAGCAACUUGUGGUCGAGCGUGCUGGGAAAGUCGACGCCAAGAAACGAUUGGAGAAUGAUGUAGACACGUUGAUGACGGAAAACAUACUCCACUCCUUGGGCACGAUGAUUGAUACCCUCGUCUUCUAGACGCAUUUUGCAUGGAGAGAAGAACGAACGGGACAUUUCUUGUCCACAACCACGAAGCAGGCAUGUGGGAGGCAACCUGAUUAUAUUUCGCCUUGCCUCUGAUUCCGUUCUCUACGAAAUCUACAGUGCGGAUGUAUUUACAACGAAAAACUCCAGCCCAAACAACUGUAUCGUAUCUAGGACACUGACGAAGUGCAGUGCCACUGUGCCGUAGAGGAAAAUUCAGAGUGCAAGUCCCUCGAAGGCAUCGCCAGUUUAGUGUGGGUGUUCAGUGGUACUUCCGUGAAUGGGCACGUCUCUCCGCAGAACAUGUGAAUGUUCAGAGCGUGCUUGUGGAACACGUGAAGACCAAACGAUUGAUUGGCUUGUGCCUCCCCCUCUGGCGUCCCUGAGAGUGGGAAGGUGGAGGCAUUGUUUUAUGCAACUUUGUUAUUUAAAACCCACAGACACAUCCUGUAUUUUCUUCUGAA